Messenger RNA from Osmerus eperlanus (European smelt), 3429 nucleotides. Its product is annotated as EEIG family member 2-like. The transcript is spliced from 10 exons. The coding region runs from base 356 to 1528 and encodes 390 amino acids. Lineage: Eukaryota; Metazoa; Chordata; Actinopteri; Osmeriformes; Osmeridae. The record is from RefSeq and is a predicted model, not a curated record.
CAAUAUCCUACAGUAGCCUGUAGCCUGCUAAAACAUAUUGGUCAAAUGAAAGUUGCGGAAUUACGCACGUGUAGGCAUAUUUAUAAAGUAGCAUCAUGCGCUAGGUUGGGCUACUUCUUCAUUAUUAAUUCUUUAUUCCUUGUUAUGGGAAUUUCCUGUCGUCACGAACAACUGUCGGUAACGCACGGGACGUAAGCACGGGGGUGUGGGAAGUUUUCAAACUGAGCAGCGUCGUCCUGGUAGCACGGCAGCGACCGUGUCACCACUCUGACAGUGAAAGCCAAACCUCGUUAACAGACAGUCGUUGCUAGACAUCUGGGUAGAGCUGUUAACUUUAUACGUUAUACUAAGAGGAAUGACAUUCAUGAUGAUGAAGAAGAAGAAAUUUAAGUUUAAGGUGGAUUUCCAGUUAGAUGACCUGUCCUCGGUUCCAUUUGUGAACGGAGUUAUAUUCUGCAAAGUGCGGCUCCUGGACGGUGGCUUUACCGAAGAGUCUUCCCGUGUGUCAGUCCAAGCCAACUGCGUCCGCUGGAGAAAGCGUUUCUCCUUCAUGUGUAAAAUGAGCGCCAACGCAGGAACUGGCGUGCUGGAUCCGUGUGUGUGUCGAGUCUCCGUGCGCAAGGAAAUGAAGGGGGGGAAGACUUUCGCAAAGCUGGGCUUUGCGGAUGUGAACCUGUCGGAGUUUGCUGGGUCGGGCAGCACCACGCGGAGAUGUCUCCUGGAGGGCUACGACACCAAGAACACCCGACAGGACAACUCAAUCCUCAAGGUCGUCAUCACCACACAGCUCAUGUCUGGGGACCCCUGCUUCAAAACCCCCCCGUCCACCGCCAUGACCCUGGGCUUCCAGCCGGCCGAGGCAGAGCGCCUCCUGGAGGAGCGGAGGGGAGGGGACACACACACGCCCUCACACACACACACGCCCUCACACACACACACGCCCUCACACACACACUGCCCCGCCUCCGCAGAGAGUCCCAGGAAGAGUGCGUCUGUCCCCGAUGAGCUGGUGGGACGAGGACACUCCAGAACCUCCAGCUACGCCAGCCAGCAGUCCAAGAUCUCAGGCUACAGCACAGGCCAUUCACGCUCCUCCAGCCUGACGGAGCUCUCCCAUAGGAGGAACCCCUCGGCAGGCUCCGCCUCCACGGGCAUCAGCAGCAUUCCGGAGCCCAGCGAGCAGGCGGGGGAGGGCGGGGAGAGGGAGGCGCGGGCCACGCCCCCGGUGCUGGUCCACCUCACCUCACCCAGCAAGACCUCGUCGUCCUCGGAGAGACUGUGCAGACACCCGGUGAAGCAGAGCUCGGUGGAGUGCCAGCUGAAGAGGGUGGAUGCCACCAGGGUGGAUGCUGACGACAUUGUGGAGAUGAUCCUGCAGAGCCAGGACUUCAGCCCUGGCGAGCUGGACUCCAGCGCUGAGGAGGAGGGCCUCCGGCUGUUUGUUGGUCCGGGUGGCAGCACUGCUCUGGGCAGCCAGCACACCAGGGUCGGAACCGGAGCGUUUGAGCAGGUGGUGAUUAAGCGCUAGGACCAGGGGGCCGACGGGGGGGGCUGGGACCAAGGGGGCCGGGGGGGGCCGAGAAGGUGCCCUUACUCUGAGUCUGAAGGGGAGGGAGGGGGGGGGGAGGGCAGGAGGAGGGACAUGAGGAAGAAGAAUGUCAGGAGACAACAGCAGCAGUUGUCCUCCAACCUCCCUUUCUCCACCCCCCUCCUUCCCCCCCUCCAUUUCUCCCUCCUUCACCCCUUCCCGAAAGGACAGUUGUUGGACAGUGCGACCCCCCCGCCCCCUCGGCGGUGACCAGUUCCUGAGCCGCUCUGUCUCCGUGGUGACGGGGGAGAGGGGAGCAGGAAGGUGUCUCCCAUCUGAGAGAGGACAUGAGGGUGAGAGUCAUGUGUCCCUCUCCAUCCACAGUGGAAACAUUUCCUGCACAUCAGUUCAGAAAUGCUGACAGAAGCAGGGAAGGACUAUUGUUUUCACUUGUUUCAAAGUUAUGCAAAAAAAUGGAAAUAUAAAAUCGUAGUUUUUGAAUGUUUCGUUUCUUCUUCCUCUGCAGGAAUAAUGUUCCUUAGUUCUUGUUGCUUGGUACGUUGCUGCUUGAUACUGUGUGUUAAUACACACAUACACCCACACACAUACACACACAUUUACCUGUGUUGACAGAUUGAUAAUGAGAAGCAGCUCAGCGUUCAUAAGAAGGUGGUUUCUCUUGCGUCCGUGACCUUAAAACUGACAAAGAGAAUCCCUGGAACGGCCUCUCCUGUUGUUCACGCAGAACACAGGGAGAGGCUGCUGUCUCUGUUUUCAUUAUUCAUCUGUUAGAAACUUAAGAUGCAGAGGCUUAUGCAAGCACACAGGCACAGAUGGGUCUGGUGUCCUGGCUCAUGGAGGUGAAGCGAUUGAGAGGGAGAGAGAUGGAGAGAGCGAGGGACAGAAAGAAAGAGGGAGAGAGAGCAAGAGAAGGAAAGAAAGAGGGAGAGAGCAAGGAAAGAAAGAGAGAGAGGGAGGGAGGGAGGGAGGGAGCCAGGGAAGGAAAGAGAGGGAGAGAGCCAGGGAGGAAAGGAAGGAAGGAAAGGAAAGAAAGGGAGAGAGUGUGAGGGAGUGGAAAAAAAUAGGGAGGGAGAAAAUAAGGGGGAAAGAGAGAGGGAGGGAAAGGGAAUGAGUAAAGGAGGGGGGACCCAUCGAACCCAUUUAACAGUUCAAGUUUCAUGAAGUGUUGUACUCUAGCUGGUGAGGAUUCUGUAAGAGUAAGCUGCUGUUAAGCUUGGGCUGAAUGAGGGAUGGUUUAAAAAAAAAAACGGACUUUCAAAAGGGUUAUUGGUGAGGGUAUGUGUACUUUUCAGUAAAGGAACUAAACUAACUGGUACAACAGGAGUUGUAUGAACCACUGGAGGAGACGCGAAACAAAUGUACAUGCAAGUCUAGACGUGACUAUUUCAAUGCACUUAAUGCAGGUUGAUUGGUUUGUAUACAGUGUUUUGUUUGUAUGAUGGUGUGUUACAGUUUCAGAGUUUGUCAGCGAUGCUGUGUAAUGUGAUUAAGGGUGUUUCAGGCACACUGAUACCAGACUGUGUUGAUUAUGUCUGUUUGUAGAUUUAUAUUAAUUUCAAUGCAAAGAAAUCUCAGAAAGAGAGGGUAAUAUUAAUUUAUUGUAAUAUAAAAAUAACAAAAUAAUGAGAAAUGAUGGUCAUUUGAAUGUGUCAUUGCUGUGUUGCUAGUAAAGUAGCCUGAGUUAUGUAAUGUGGCCAUGAUGAACACCGUGUGUAAAACUCAGCUGACAUGGUAGCUGUUUAAAGACUCACAAGUGCCUCUUCCACAGUGUUUGUAAUCUUGAAUAUCUAAAUGUGGGUAUUUUUAACUUUGAAAUUCAAAUUCUUACAAACUAUAGUAUGACACUGUAGGUGAAUAAAACAUUCUCAAUUUAAAAGAAA